AUGAUCAACGCCGUCUUGGUCUUCAAUGGCCAAGGCCAGCCUCGUCUGACCAAAUUCUACACCCAACUGGACACGAGCAUCCAGCAACGGCUGAUCUCCGAGAUAUUCACCCUCGUCUCGAACCGACCCAGUGGCGCAUGCAACUUCCUUCCUCUACCGCCCCUGCUCGCAGCCUCUGGUACCUCCCACUCGUCCUCCGAACCUCACAACGAUGUGCCCUCGCUCGUGACCUAUCGCAACUAUGCCACCCUCUACUUCAUCGUCAUUUCGACGUCGACCGAGUCGCCGCUUGCCCUACUCGACCUCAUCCAGGUCUAUGUAGAGUCGCUGGACAAGCUGUUCGAGAACGUGUGCGAGCUCGAUCUGAUCUUCAACUUCGAGACUCUACACGCCGCCCUGAGCGAGAUGAUCGUCGGAGGUGUUGUAAUAGAGACCAAUUUGGAUCGCAUUGUGUCGGGUGUCAAAGCGCAAGGUACGGUAGCCAAGCGACCGGUCAACGAGUCGAGAGGCGGAACUUUGGGGGGAGGCCUUGGAAUGGGUGGGACUUUUGCCUGGCCUGGGCGGUGA
This is a messenger RNA of Anthostomella pinea, 567 nucleotides long. The record is from the annotation of a GenBank genome assembly. Lineage: Eukaryota; Fungi; Ascomycota; Sordariomycetes; Xylariales; Xylariaceae.